Asterias rubens (European starfish) is the source of this 609-nucleotide messenger RNA. RefSeq names its product leucine-rich repeat-containing protein 31-like. NCBI's taxonomy places the organism in Eukaryota, Metazoa, Echinodermata, Asteroidea, Forcipulatida, Asteriidae. The coding region runs from base 1 to 609 and encodes 202 amino acids. Gene Ontology annotation, molecular function: protein binding. The transcript has a single exon. The record is from RefSeq and is a predicted model, not a curated record.
AUGGAAUGCCUUCAAGAUAUUGACUUGCAAAACUGUUCACUGCAAGGUACAGAUAUUGAGCCCAUUGCUGUGGCACUGAGUGGUGUGUCUACUCUGGUUAAUCUUGGUCUGUCACUGAAUGAAGACUUGGGUGGUUGUGCAGAGAUGUGGGCUCAGCACUUGAAGGGAAUGAGACACCUUGAGAUGGUGACAUUGUGUGGAUGCAAAUUGCGAGAUGCUGAUAUUGAGCCCAUUGCUGUGGCACUGAGUGGCAUUCAAACUCUGGCUUAUCUGAACCUCGUGGAUAAUGAUGCAUUGGGUGGCUGUGCACUGUUGUGGGCUCAGCAUUUGAAGAAAAUGAACCACCUUAAGGCACUGACACUGAUGAAGUGUAAUCUGACAGGUGUUGAUAUGGAGCCCAUUGCUGAGUCAGUGAGUGACAUGCCUAAUCUGAAUCAUCUAGAUCUCUCAAGAAAUGAUCCAUUGUUUGGCUGUGCAUCAUUCUGGGCGCCUCAUUUGAAGCUAAUGACCAAACACCUCAAGAGGCUCAGAAUGAGUUACUUUACAAAAGAUAAGCAGCACAUUAAUGCAUCAAUCGGCUUGGAUUCGCCCAUAUUGUUCUUGUGGUAG